AUGGCCGAAUCCUACUCCCUGAGAUCACGACAAGUCGACCAAAUGGCUGGCGACGGUCACGAGGCCAACGGGUCGCCCUUCAGGCCUACGAGAGCCAGGGGCUCCGCAUCAACGAGGCGCAACUCGCCGUACCUUCCGACACCGCUCGAAAGCCUCGCCCUCCUCAUCUACCCGGUCCUCCUCGUCUUCGGCAGUCUCUUCUCGGUGCUGAGCCCCGAGACGCGUGCCUCGCCUUACGACGUGACGGGCCACUCACACGUGCAGACGGGCAACGCCGUGCCCUCGUACUUCGCGCGCAAAGACAACCUACUCAACAUCAUCUUCGUCAAGCGCGGUUGGGCCUGGAUCACGGUCGCUUUCGUCGCAUUUGCGGCCUCACACUCGACGUUUCGAUCCUCGGGCACUCGGCUCGCCCGCGCGGCGUCGCGCUGGGCGCUCAUUACCGGCUGGUGGAUUCUGGUCACGCAGUGGUGCUUCGGCCCGGCUAUCAUCGACCGCGGAUUCCGGUUCACGGGCGGCAAGUGCGAGGACGCACACGAGGCCGUCUUCGAGGGCACCGCGGACAAGAGCGACGUCUUCACGGCCGCUGCAUGUAAGGCCUCCGGCGGACGCUGGAGCGGCGGUCACGAUAUCUCGGGGCAUGUGUUCCUGCUCGUGCUGGGGAGCUACUUCCUCGUGCAGGAGGUCGGCUGGGUGCUGCUGCGCUCGGGUGCUGGGGUGGCGGGCCGCGGCGAAGAGAGGGCUGUCGUUAUGGGCGACGGGGCUGUCAAGGGCGCGGGCGUCGAAGCCGAGGGCGAUGGUGGUGCCGGCGAUGGAAGCGCACUCGGGGUCGGCAGCAAGUUCACGCUCACGAUCGUAGGGCUGUGCUGGUGGAUGCUGCUCAUGACGGCUAUCUACUUCCACACAUGGUUUGAGAAGCUCACCGGACUCUUGGUCGCUUUCCUGGGCGUGUACGCGGUCUACAUCCUUCCUCGAUGGAUACCGGCACUGCGGGGACUUAUUGGAAUGCCAGGCAUGUAG
Messenger RNA from Anthostomella pinea, 1020 nucleotides. NCBI's taxonomy places the organism in Eukaryota, Fungi, Ascomycota, Sordariomycetes, Xylariales, Xylariaceae. The record is from the annotation of a GenBank genome assembly.